AUGGCUCCAGAAAGAGGCGGAAAGAGUGUAUUCCUUGGGAAUAUCCCAUACAACCUCACCGAGGAACAGGUCAAAGACAUCCUCAGUUCCGCCGGCACCGUCACGAAAUUCCGCCUUAUGAUGAACCCCGAAACCGGAAAACCCAAGGGCUAUGGAUUCGCAGACUUCGCAGACGCAGACGCAGCCGCAUCAGCAGUCCGCAACUUGAACGACUACGAGAUCAUGGGCCGCAAGAUCAGGGUGGACUGGCCGCACAACAACGAGAAGGAUUCCGUGCCAGAGGACUACUCGCAACCGUCACAAUUACCAGUACAAGAUAUACAGAUGGGCGGCGCUCCCCAGGGAUCCGCGCCUCUGCCACCGUUGCCGCCGGGCGUGGAGCUGCCGCCGCAUUUGGACUGCCCCAACGCCAUCUCGCAGACGCUCUCCUCCCUUCCUCCUAAUCAACUUCUUGACGUGCUCGCGCAAAUGAAAUCACUGGUCCUGGCUGACCCGGCACGAGCCACGGAACUGUUGCGCCAGGCUCCCCAGCUUGCAUACGCUAUUUUCCAGGCCCUCCUACUCAUGAACCUCGUCGACUACGGUACUCUGGGCACGGUCGUCGAACAAGCCGCGCAGCCAGCCGCAGCCGCUCCCCCACCUGCGCAAGCAUUCCAGCCCUUCAAUGCGGUUCCUACGCCCCCGAUUGUCAACCAGCCUUUCGUUCCUCAGGCGACGCCGCAGCCUGCUGCCAUGCCAGGGCAAGAGGAGCUCUUGCAGCAAGUGCUCACAAUGCCGCAGUCAGCUAUUGAUGCGCUUCCUCCUAUGGAGCGGAGCCAGAUUAUGCUUCUACGACAGCAAUUGAUGCAGGGUGCGAUGAGGUAG
Aspergillus glaucus CBS 516.65 is the source of this 864-nucleotide messenger RNA. Its product is annotated as putative polyadenylation factor subunit CstF64. The record is from RefSeq and is a predicted model, not a curated record. Lineage: Eukaryota; Fungi; Ascomycota; Eurotiomycetes; Eurotiales; Aspergillaceae. Gene Ontology annotation, biological process: mRNA 3'-end processing. The coding region runs from base 1 to 864 and encodes 287 amino acids. Gene Ontology annotation, molecular function: mRNA binding. Gene Ontology annotation, cellular component: mRNA cleavage and polyadenylation specificity factor complex. The transcript is spliced from 2 exons.